AUGGACCAGCAAUCUUCCAGCUACUCAUCAAGAUUUCACUAUAAGAAAAUUGUGCGGAAAGCAGUGCGAAGUUUGAAGUUUCGACGUCGACCAGUAUGCCAAAUAUACUGCAGGACUGGGAAAUGCCCUUCAGUAACGUGUGCCUUCACUCAUGAUGAGAACUACCUGCGUAUAUGCCCUAAGUUUUUACUACGAAUUUGUCCUUUGGGAAAGGAUGCCUGUCCACUUGCUCAUGUUUUAGAUCCAUGUAGACUACCACAGUGUAGUUUUUAUGAAAGUGGAAACUGUGAUCGUGAUCAGUGUCCCUACCUACAUGUCAAUUAUCCUCCCGAUACAGCCGUUUGUUCGGAUUUCACCAUGGGACGUUGUUCGCGUGGUCGCUUGUGUAAUAAACGUCAUGUAUGGUUACGCAAAUCAGUGACAAAUAAAUCUGGUCGUCAGAAAGUAUUCAACGUAAAAAUUACUACAAAAAGCAACAAUGCUAAUGAUGAAGCUAGUGUAUGCUCGAAACCCAAGGUUGAUAACCAUUCAACGCUGACUACUGCUCCAGCUGGUUCAUUGCGUAAUGUGUUUCCUGCUCCAGAGUUUAUACCUCUUUUAUCUGAAAGUGAUUACCUCAACGCCGCCACAGAUAAAUCUUGUCUAUGA
Molecule: messenger RNA, 648 nt
Organism: Trichobilharzia regenti
Lineage: Eukaryota; Metazoa; Platyhelminthes; Trematoda; Strigeidida; Schistosomatidae
Source: the annotation of a GenBank genome assembly